CGCGAUGAGGUCAUCCUACACCGCCUCUCUUCUUUAGUCGCCCGUCGCACGCCGCGGCCUCAGUUUAUCGAGUCCUGCAGGCCAGGCUGUAUCAUCCCGAGUAGUUUCGGAGCUGCUCCUCACCUUCUGAAAUGGAAUCCUUGAAGAACAAGGUGGUUGUUAUAACAGGUGCAAGCUCUGGCAUUGGCGCAGGAACAGCAGUUUACCUCGCAAAGCAAGGAUGCCGGCUGGUCCUUAACGGCAGGAAUGAGAAGAACCUUAAGGCAACCGUGCAAGCGUGUGUAGAUAUCGGACUCAGUCCCGAGCAGGUGCGGAUGGUAAUAGGAUCAGUCGAGAAAACGGCUGACUGUGAACGUCUGAUAAACGAUGCAGUGCAAGCUUUUGGUCAAAUCGAUGUUCUUGUAAAUAAUGCUGCAAUCGAAAUCGUUGGAACCACAGACACCCUGCCAGUUGAUGAGUUCGAUCGGCUGCUGAAUGUUAAUCUUCGCUCAGUGUUCCAGCUAACUAAGUUUGCUCUUCCACACCUUGAGAAAACGAAGGGUAACAUCAUCAAUAUUUCAAGCGUGGCUUCUACCCAUGCGAUCAAGGGCACUCUGGUCUACGGAGCCUCUAAGGCGGCAGUCGACCACUUGAGCCGCAACAUGGCUCUGGAGAUGGGCCCAAAGGGGGUUCGAGUAAAUUGCGUGAACCCUGGAGUCAUUAUGACCGAGUUCCAGCGGAGGGCUGGCAUGCCCCAAGCUACUUACGACAAGUGGUUGGAAUCCGUGGCUGCUGUCUACCCUCUGCGUCGAGUAGGGAACGCCGAGGACGUUGCUAAGGUGGUGGCAUUUUUGGCAUCCGAUUUAGCAUCCUUCACCACCGGGGAAACUAUCCUCGUAGACGGAGGGCACCACCUGGGUGCUCCUGUCGCACCGUGGUAGCUGCUAACCUCCUAUUAGGAGGACCUCACAGAACCGUCGCACGAAUAAAAUAUUAUUAAACCACCUAAAAAAGAAAUAAAGCAAAACAGAAAACUUAAAAAAA
Frankliniella occidentalis (western flower thrips) is the source of this 1023-nucleotide messenger RNA. RefSeq lists its product as uncharacterized. Gene Ontology annotation, molecular function: oxidoreductase activity. The record is from RefSeq and is a predicted model, not a curated record. The transcript is spliced from 6 exons. Lineage: Eukaryota; Metazoa; Arthropoda; Insecta; Thysanoptera; Thripidae. Bases 132 to 920 code for a protein of 262 amino acids.